AUGGCAGGGUGUGUCCAUUUGCUCAAUCAGAGCCGUCGGGCGGCGUUUUCCGAAGCAGCUCUGCUAAAGCGGCUGGGGCACCAUCCGAACAUUGUCACGUGCUACGAAAGCGCGUGGGAUGCUGGCAGAUCAGCAAUGUGGAUGGCUUUGCAAUACAUGGAGGGUGGAGAUAUCCAGUCUGUUUUGGCACAACGUGUAAGUUCCAAGGAAGGUCCUUUGGAGGGAGCCUUUGUCCGUUCAGUGUUGGUGGCCAUUGCGAGCGCACUUCGCUUUGUACAUCAAGAGGGUGUACUCCACCGGGAUGUGAAGCCCGGGAAUCUCCUACUCACUCGCAAGGGGCUGGACCCAUGUCCUGAAGAGAUUAAGUUGGCCGACUUCGGUGUGGCCAUUGCCUUGAAUGCUGCCACGGCAGCGACCACGGGCACGCCGCACUACAUGUCUCCUGAGAUGGUAUGUGGUGAAGUUUAUGGCGCAGCAAGCGAUGCAUGGGCGUUGGGAGUGUGUUUGUAUGAGAUGGCUUCCCUUCGGAGGCCUUUCGAGGCCAACAAUCAGUUGGCCCUUGCCAAGCAGAUCGUGGAUGAAUCUGAAAGCCCAUUACCCGAGGCAUGUUCCGAGGAUCUUCGAUCCGUCAUCUCCAGAUUUCUGAUCAAGGAUGCGAAAGAGCGGUUGGAUUUGGCUGAGGCUGUGCGCUUCAGCGAUGAGAUCCGAUCCUGUGCACGGGGUGUAGGCCGGCCUUUGAUUGUGGAGGAGCUGGACAGUGCCAAGAACUCUCCAAGAAGUAUCGUCUCAAGUUUGCCAGACAUCCCUUGCUCAGUUGCCACCUUGCCGAACGACCUGCCAGCGUCGUCUCCGUCAGGAAGCAUUUCAUGGUGGAGGUCGCGAGGCAGAAAGCAAGGCCUUAGUUCUCCCAAGAGCGCAGCUUGGUGCUUGCCUGACAAUCAAGCAGUACCGCAGAAAGAGAAGAAAGGAGGCUCCUUCCGCAGUUCGUGGUUUAGUCUAUUCCGCCGCGGGACAAAGAUCGCAGAGGAGCCCUCCAUCGAUGGCACCUUGGAAUCAACCACCGUGGUGUCGACCUUCAGUACCCAGGAGUCGAACGAUUCGUGUGAACUUCCAAAGCGUCCCAGCUUGAAGGCUCUGAAGGCCUGGAACUGA
This is a messenger RNA of Cladocopium goreaui, 1152 nucleotides long. NCBI's taxonomy places the organism in Eukaryota, Dinophyceae, Suessiales, Symbiodiniaceae. The record is from the annotation of a GenBank genome assembly.